GCCGCAUCCAAAAUAGAAUGACAUUUUCUUGGAAUAAAGUCUACACUAAAUGCAUGCACUUUUUCCAUUCUGAAUUAGAAUUUCUGCCCCACUCGCUUCUGUUUUCCACAUACAGAUUAUUACUUGUUUCAUAAAUUAGUAUAUUUAUAAAGUGCUGAAAUUAAAACUCUUCGGAACUUUGGUUAAGUUCGGCCUUAAUUUUCAAGAAUUACAGUCUAAAAAUGUCGCAACACCACCCCCUGGCCCUGUCCCCCUCGAAAUGUGUCAAUCUAUCUGAUUCGUCCAGUGAAGACGACGACGAGAUAGAGUCUUCCUAUUCGGAUUUCGACACGGAAAGUGAAAAUACGAGUGAUUCUAAAAAGAAAAGGAAAUGGAGCGGAAUCCGCUGUAAAUUUUGUCCCCGUGGCGUCAAGUCUUCCUACCUUCCCUCGAGAAAGGCCUUACUCGCUCAUAAAUUAAAGGUACACCCGAAAGAGAGGAUACGUGCCUUAUCAGAAUGCGAUAUUUGUCACGCCCUCCUAGCGAACAAAAAGGGUUUACAAAAUCACAAAAUAACCGUUCAUUCGGACAUUACCCAUUCUUGUGAGAAAUGUGGAAAAGCUUUCAAAACUGUGUACAUCUUGAGACGACAUGAGCGAUCUCAUACCCAAUCGGGGAAAACUUACGAGUGUAAAUUAUGUAGCAAAAAAUUUCCGAGAGAUGACCAAUUAGCGAGCCACCUCAUCUCACACUCGACCACGCGUUCUAUCCAGUGCAACCUGUGUACGCAAACUUUCAAAAGACCGUCCGGCCUGAACACUCACGUUCAACGCGUCCACACGGGUGAGAAGCAUUUCAAAUGUCGAAAAUGUGGGCAAGAUUUCGACACGAAGUUGAAACUGGACACGCACAAGAAACUGGUGCACAUCGGGGUGAAAAAUGUUCAGAGAGAGUUUAAGUGCCCCAUUUGCAAGAAGGGGUUCGAGUCGAAGGCUUAUUUACAGGCUCACUCAAAAAUUCAUAACGAAGUUAAACGAUUUGCUUGCGAUCAGUGUCAGUUCAGGUGCCACACCUCUACAAAUCUGAAACUCCACAAGGACAGCAUGCACACAGAUAGAGAAAAAAGCUGGAAAUGCACCGUUUGUGGGAAUGGAUUCAAAUCCAAGUAUCAAUUAAGGACGCAUACCGUCAACCAUACGAAACUAAAGGAUAUGAAGUGCUACUUCUGCGGGAAGAAGUUUAGUGUUCGCCAAGCCCACGAUUUUCAUUUGCUUUCCCACGUCAAAGAACGUCCCUACAUCUGUGUCGAAAAAGGAUGCGAGAAGACUUUUGGGUUCGCCUCGUGCUUGAAAAAUCACCUCAAAAUGCAUUCAGGAGUUAAACCCUUCUCAUGUCAAAAAUGUGAGGGAUCCUGGUUUCAAAAGGGAAACUAUGAACGACACAACUGCAAAAGUUUGCAGUUAAAGAAAAUUCCAUGUCGUCAGGCUGGAUGUGAAGCGUUGUUCAAAAAUGUUAAAACUUCAAUAACACAUUACAAGAAUUUUCACGCUUAAGUAUGAAAAAAAUGUGUAAGAUGUCUUGUUUAGGCUGCAGAAUUUCGUUUUCUGGUGUUUUUAUAUUCUGAGCAAAUAGAUUUAUUACUUAAUUUACUUGCAUGUAAAACAAACAAACUGAACUGCAAACAAAGAAAUAAAUUACGACAAUAAAUUUAUUUUUUAAGUAAAGUUA
Molecule: messenger RNA, 1707 nt
Organism: Folsomia candida
Lineage: Eukaryota; Metazoa; Arthropoda; Collembola; Entomobryomorpha; Isotomidae
Product: gastrula zinc finger protein XlCGF46.1
Exons: 4
Coding region: 222-1532 (436 amino acids)
Biological process (GO): regulation of transcription by RNA polymerase II
Cellular component (GO): nucleus
Molecular function (GO): RNA polymerase II transcription regulatory region sequence-specific DNA binding; DNA-binding transcription factor activity, RNA polymerase II-specific
Source: RefSeq, a predicted model, not a curated record